AUGUCUUCAUCUCUAUUUUUCAUCCCCGACGAUCUCAUCAGUGAGGUCCUAUCCCUUCUUAAUGUAAAAUCUAUUCUUCGAUUCAGAUGUGUUAGCAAGUUUUGGGACACUCUCAUUACCGAUCCCAUCUUUGUGAAUUUGCAUCUCAAGAAAUCAGAAAAACUAAAUCCUCAUGUCAUUUUAACCAGCUGGCAUACCAAAACAAUCACACCCUAUGGCAGUGACCAUGAUGGUGAGUAUACAGGUGAGUCACCCUAUGGCAGUGACGAUGAUGGUGAGUAUACAGGCGAGUCACCCUAUGGCAGUGACAAUGAUGUCCACGGUGUCAUUCCCCAUUCCAUAAGCAGUAUACUAGAGAACCCUUGGUUCACUCUUUAUGUCGACUCUGACUACUUGGUGGAAGACAAAGGUUGCUCUAGUAUGGUUGGUUCUUGCAAUGGAUUGAUCUGUUUGGAUGGUCUUACAGGCACCCGUGAAUAUUAUGAGUAUUGGUUCCGAUUAUGGAACCCAGCCACCAGGACAACAUCUCCAAAAUUUGGGUUCUUACGUUUAUUUCACAAUCGUCCCCACUACACUUCCUCCUAUUCUGAUGAUGGCUUUUACAAAUUCACCUUUGGUUGUGAUGAUUCUACGGGCACUUAUAAGCUAGUGGCAUCACGUCACAAUUAUAGUGAAUUGAGAAGUAAUGUAAGAAUUUUAAGUUUGGGUGAUAAUGUUUGGAGGGAAAUUCAAAGUUUCCCCGUUGAUCCUUUGUGUUUGCGCUUAAGAGGUGAAACUGGCGUGUCUUUCAAAAGCACUAUUAACUGGUUGGCUGUUCAUAAUACAGUUUGGUAUAUCGGUGAUGAUUAUAAGGAUAUUACUAUUGAUCAAUUUUUAAUUGUUUCGCUUGAUUUGAGUACAGAGACUUACAAUCAGUACUUAUUGCCUCCUGAUUUUGAUCAAGUUCCACCUCAACCUCCAAUUAUUGGUGUGCUGGGAGACCGUCUUUUUUUUUCUUCUCGUUAUAAUGAAACUGAUUUUAUAAUAUGGCAGAUGGAGAAAUUUGGGGUUGAAGAUUCCUGGACUCAAUUUCUUAAAAUUAGUUGUCACUCUCUUCAAAUUGAUUAUGAUUAUAGUGAACAUAUGAAGCAUUUUUUUGAAUUGAUUCCACUAUUUCUUUCUAAGGAUGGUGAUACACUGAUACUUAAGUGCACUCAAGAAGACCAAGAAAUUCUCUAUAAUUGGAGAAAUAAUACAGUAGUGCGAACAAAUAUUACUGCAACUACAACAACUACUGAUGAUGAAACUUCGAAUUCUGCCUCAUACUCUGCCAAUGGCUAUUUUGAAAGCUUGGUUUCAGUUUUUGGAGUAAUUAAAAGGACCGCCAACAACUAAUACAUUUUGGGAAUUCAGAGGUUUGAGGAACAACAGCUAAGUCAAUGGUGGGGAGAAAGAAUUCAGCGGAACAUGGUUUGAGUUAGUUAGGAUUUUUAAAGUGAAACUUUUCAAGUUCAAGGUAAUAUAUAUGGCUGCAAGAUUAGACCUUUUGUCAUGGAGAUGUUAAUUCAUCGCUACUUCAAAGUGGAAUUUCCCAGGCUAGUGGUUUCAAUCGAUCUCAUGAUUUUCGCCUCCCUGAAGACGAUAACUUGAUUUCUACUGGAGACCCUCUAUAAACCUUUUUUAUCUGUUGGAAAUUCAGUGAUGGCAGAUUUGUCUCAAGACUCACCUGCUGAGAAUACUAGAAAACUUGCCGCUCUGAAUUCUGCAUUUAGAGUGUUAGGAAGAGACCCAAUAGAAUUAAAAAAAGAUCCAUUUGGCUGAAGGUGUUUGUUGAAACUCAGGAAGUUUUAUUUUAUUAAGGAUCACUUAUUUAAGUCUUUUAAUGUUAUUUGUUUUAGUUA
Molecule: messenger RNA, 1880 nt
Organism: Vicia villosa (hairy vetch)
Lineage: Eukaryota; Viridiplantae; Streptophyta; Magnoliopsida; Fabales; Fabaceae
Product: F-box/kelch-repeat protein At3g23880-like
Exons: 3
Coding region: 1-1374 (457 amino acids)
Molecular function (GO): protein binding
Source: RefSeq, a predicted model, not a curated record